Messenger RNA from Aphis gossypii (cotton aphid), 5251 nucleotides. RefSeq lists its product as uncharacterized. Lineage: Eukaryota; Metazoa; Arthropoda; Insecta; Hemiptera; Aphididae. The transcript is spliced from 5 exons. The record is from RefSeq and is a predicted model, not a curated record. The coding region runs from base 669 to 3893 and encodes 1074 amino acids.
GUCCCGUUCGUAGUAUACAAAAUACAAUAUAUUUUACACACACAAAUACACAAUUGUUAUAAAUUAUUUAUCUCUGUAGAGCGAUAGUGUGCGCGUGUGCGUUUACCGUGUGUGUGUGUGUGUGCGUGCGAGCGAGCGAGCGAGUUUUAAGACCGUCGUCGGUGCGUUACUAUUACAAUACCACAAUACCACGUCUCUCUCUCACUCGCACCAGUCAUACAUCGACCGUCACGAUACUAUACUCUUUGACGUGCUCUUCGUUGAAAAUGGCGUUUUACAUCUCCGCGGGACGCGACGAGUGACAACGAGUGUCGUUAGUCAGAAAACCCAACAAUACGCCCGCUCAGCGUGCGACGCGUUUACGGUCCUGUUCAUAUUGCUCGCACACGACCCGUCACGCAUACCGUUCACCUCGCACGCGUUGACUGAACCGGUGUUCUGCAGCAAAAGUAAACAUGCCUGGCGCUUAGUAGCCGCCAGCCGUCAGUCCGUCUCGUGUCGAGUACCGCCUUACGUCGGAUAGGUACGCCAGCAACCAGUUCAAUACUGCAGUACGACUUGCGCAAUUCCGACGUUUCUUAUCUCUCGAACGUUCACCGGCCGUUGUUAUUAUCUUUGUUGUUGUUGUUAUUGUUAUUGUUGUAGUUGUAGUAGUCGUGCCCAUCGUCAUGGAAGUCGUCGAAGUCAACGAUUACCAGUGUCAUUCUGACGGCGAAGAAGUCGUUCUACUGGACCUGGACAAGGCGAACGGUGUAGAAGACUCCCCCGAGGUACACGAAGUCACUGUGGACGACGCCAGCAGCAUGGAUGUGUUAGAGACGUGCGACGACGACUCGCAAGAUCGAAUGGAGAUCACUGACGUCGUUAUCGAAAUAAUUCCAAACGAUGGGGGCAAUACGUCUGUUGGUACUGUUGCUGAUGGUGAUGUUUCUGCAUCGUCUAUAAACAACUUGUCUAACGACCAGACAGCCGAGAAAGAAGAUGACGUACAAAUGGAUGUCGAUGUGGAAGACAAAACUGUUAAGCCUACAAAUGAAGUAAAUAAAACCGAAGAAUUAAAUAAAAACACCAAUGACACUACAGACACUAACGAAUCUGUCGCCAAGAGCAAAGAAAAUGCUGAAGAGGCGAGUGAAGUUAACAAUAAAACUAACACAACCAAGAGCUCAGUAAAUGAAACUAAAAAAGCAGAUGGUUCUUUAGUUUUAACCAAAGACAAAGUAACUGUUACAAUUCCCCAACAUAUAGCUGGACGUGAUAUGGCGUCUUUAUCUGAAGAAACACUUCCUCGUUCCGGAAAACGAAUGUUAAAACCUAGAUUUGGUGUUAAAGUACCUUACAUACACAUGACAAGCCAAAUCGUAACACAAGAUGAAAUCGCGAAGGAGUUAUUUGAAAGAUUUCAACAAAAAUAUCCAAUUACCCGUGUUGAUAAGCCAGAUAAAGUGUUUUCAAUGAAAUUAUCACACCGAUUAUCUAAUAACAUUUCUCCAUCAAAAACUCCUGAUGGAAAAUUAAAAGAUGUAUCUAAAACUUCCAAAAAGUUAUCAAAUUCUAAAAAUGAAUUAUCGAAUAGAAAAACUGAAAAAAUAGAUGUAGAUACUAAUAAUAAACUGGCGAUUAGUAAACCCGAUCCUAAUAAUAAGCCAGAUGUUAAACUAUCAAGCUCAACACAAUCCAUAGAAAAUAAUUUAAGUAAUAUUGAAAGUCCAAAUGUUCAGGAAUCCAAUAAUGAUUCCAAAGAAUCCAUGGAAGUUAAUGAUUCUAAACAUAUUGAGCAAAUAACUAACACUCUCCAAAUUUUAGAUCAGUCUGCUGACCAGCAAGUCAAUAAUGUGUCUGAUGAUAAAAACGAUGAAAAGAUAUCUUCUAAUGAAGAAUUAAUUGCUAUACUGGAGGACUUUGAAAAUAUUGAAACACCAGAUACAAAUGGUAAUCAAGUUCCAGAAACACCAAUAUCAACACCGUCAAUACCGACACCAUCAAUACCAACUCCAGCACCAUCAAUACCAACACCACCAAAACAACCAGUAAUGAAAAAGAAAAUAAUCCGAAGCACUACUAGAACUAAAAGAUCUAAACCGAAAUUGGAUCCAGAGCUAGAAAAACAAAUAGCUUUAAAACAGCUUCAAGAAGUUUCAAGACCAAAAAGAUUUGAUUCUCUUUAUGCUAAAAGAAAAUUAGAAAUUGAAAAGAAAAUAUUAGCCAAAAAUGAUCUUAGUUCUGUUUUGAAACGUAAGAAACCAACACCUGAUGAUGUACCUGAAGUUAAAAUAGCUAUUGAUCAAUAUAUUAAAUCGUAUACAGACAAACGUCAAUCAACCGUUAAAGCAGAACCAUCAUCCAAUGAUGAGACUAUUUGUGAGAAUACUGAAGAAGUUGUGCCUGAAGUUAAAACUAAUAAUGUUGUUAAAGCAAGAACAAUGAGAGAAAUUAAUCGUCUUUUAGGUGAUGAAGGAGCAAUAAAUAUGAUUUAUUCGCUUGAAAAAAGAAGAUCUCCUGGUAAUAAUAGUGCAAAGAAUGUUCUUCCAUCAACUAGGCGCAAGAAAAAAGACUUAAUGUUGAAAACUAAAUUAGUUAAAAAUGCCAUGCUCAAAAUGAGUUCUCCGGCUACUGCAUCAUUGUCAUCUAACCGUCUUGGACGCCGUUCAGAUGUAUGUACUCCAUCCAUUUCACCUGAAAAUAAGUGUACUAGGAAAACUUCUAUAGAUUCACAGGGUUCUGAUCAGUCUAUUAAUUUCUCUGGUAGGAAAACAAUUCCUGCUGACGAGUCUAAAAUAAUUAGAAAACAUUCAUCUAGUAGUGAAGCAUCUAGUGUUGGUGGUAGUCCAUUACUUCCAGUUCCUGAAGCUAUACCUAUAAAUAGUUUGCCUAUAAAACACACGCCUGUCAAAGCCCUUAGAGUAUAUACCCGAAAAAAUAAAAAUUCUACUGAUGGAACUAUAUUGAAUUCAAGUGAUCCGCCAUUUGUUGAAGUGAGCAAAGGAACAAGUAAAAAUUUGGUUAAAACCAAAAAUUCUACCAACCCAAAAGUUAAAAAACAAGCAGUACCAGCAUCUACAAAACUUUCGAGAUCAUUAGCAGAAAGCAUUAAAAAAGAGACUGAAGAUACUACGUAUAAUGAAAUCACUUUAAGACGUUAUGAUGGAGUAGUACAUAUUACAUUAACGCCAGUUUCUACUGUUAUGAAAAAUGCUUUAAAUAUAUCAGUAAUGGAAGAAUUGAUGAAAGAGUUGAAUAAUUUAGAAAAUGAUGAUACUUGUAAAGUGGUUCUAGUGUCUUCAGCUGGCAGAAUAUUUUGUCAAGGUUUGGAUAUAGCACCUUUAGUGCAUGAUGAUCCAGAGAAAUGUAAAGAAGCAGCUCUUAACAUUUCAUCAACUCUUAAAAAGUUUAUCACAUGCCUAAGUGAUUUUCCCAAAUUACUUGUAGCUGGUGUUGAUGGAGCAGCAGUUGGACUUGGUGCUACUAUGCUAGUCCAUUUUGACUUGGUUUUUGCUAGUGAUAAAGCAACUUUUGAAACACCAUAUGCACAACUUGGUCAUAUUGCUGAAGGUGCUGCUACAACUAUUUUAGGUAGACUUUUAGUCGCGGAAAUGAUAAUGGGUAGUCAGAGAUUAACUGCUGGACAAGCUCACUAUUAUGGUUUGGUAACUAGAACACUAUGGCCUGAUCGAUUCCACGAUGAACUAAUACCAUUGGUAAAAGCAUUAGCUAGACAGUCAUUACAGGCAAUGAUAACUUCUAAAGCACUUCAAAAACAAGAAACCAAAGAUAAAUUGGCAAAAGCAUUAGAGUCUGAAACACAUAUCUUAGUACAGCAAUGGACUGGUGAUGAAUGUCAACAAAAUUUACAGGCUUACUUGAAAGAUGCAGUUGACAACAUUAAUACCUAACUAUAUAAUGAAUUUAUAAUUUGUUUAGUGUUCACUGUGCGGCCUCAAAAGUUAAUAAUUUUAUGGGGUUAAAAUGCUACUCGUCAGAAACUUAUAGAAAUUUAGCUGAUGUUAAUAGGUAGCCCAAUAUCUAAAUUUUAGAGGAUUUAGAAUAAUUUUUAUACUCUAAUUAUUUCCAACUGAUUCAUUUUUAUAACUAACAAUUGUAUUUUAUUUUAAUUAGGUUUUUUGGUUAGUUUAUUAAUUAUAAGUAAUUACUUAUAAUUAUAAAUUAGUAAUUUUUUUAUUUUUAACCAAUAAAAGGUUCAUUUCACUGGCAUUUAUCAUAGAAAAAGACAGUAUCACAUUUUAGCUCUUUACUUUUCAUUGGCAUUUUAUUAUAUAUAAAUAUUUUUUUGUUUUUGAGCACUGGCCUUUAUAAUUUAUUUUUAUUUAUAUAUAUACAUAUUAUAUGAUAUUUUAUAUAUAUUAUUUUAAAAUAACAAAAAAAACUUUAAUUAUGGUACUCCUAUUUUAUUUAGGUGUAUUUAUUUAAAAUGUUUAAGUUUGAACUACUUUAGUAUACAAUUUAUGUUAUUUCAUUUCUCAUACAUUAUUUAUUGUUAUAAUCUCUGUUCUAUAUUAAUUUAAUUUUUUGAUUUGAAGUAAAAAAAAAGGCAAAAUAUUGAUAUUGCAGAAAAAUCUCAUUUUUUUUUCUAAAUUCUAAAUUAUUUUAAUGUUAUGACAAUGAGAUGUGCAAUUCAUGUUAAAAUAAAAUAAAUUAAAUUUACUUCUGUUUUUUUUAUUUACUCUCAAUUUUCAUAAGUUUAACUGACUGGGCUUAGACUAAAUCUUUACCAAUAGAACAAUAUUAAAAAUGUAAUUUUAAUUGUUAUAUGUUAAUUUUUCAUGUUAGUUUUAUGAUUUUAGUAAAUACAUUUUAAUAAUAUGAUCCUAUUAAAUUUGGCUAUUUAUAUAAUACAUAUAUCUAAUGAUGAUUUAAUAUUUUAAUUUUUAAUCUCAAAAGAUAAUAUUAUAAUAAAUUAUAUAAAUUGUAUUUUGAGUUAAUGUACAGUAUAAAAUAUGAUAAUAUUGCAUAAACUAAAUACUUGAGACUAAUAUUAAUUUAUAUGACUUUUUUUUAGACUUUAAUAUUAUGUUAUUAUUUGAUCUUUAAUAUAUAUACAUUUUAUGUAUUAUCAGAUUAAACAGUGAUCACUAUUUUAUGUUAAAUAUUUAAUUAUUAAAAUAAUGAUGGGUCGGAUUUGUAUUUAGUAAAUAAUAUAUGGAAAUUUCUAUUUUUGUUAAAAGUAACAGGAUGUUAAACGUUAAACAAAUCAUAUUCAAUUUUAAUAAAAAUAAAGAACUUGUAAGCAACA